Molecule: messenger RNA, 1404 nt
Organism: Argiope bruennichi
Lineage: Eukaryota; Metazoa; Arthropoda; Arachnida; Araneae; Araneidae
Product: acid-sensing ion channel 4-A-like
Exons: 1
Coding region: 1-1404 (467 amino acids)
Biological process (GO): sodium ion transmembrane transport
Cellular component (GO): membrane
Molecular function (GO): ligand-gated sodium channel activity
Source: RefSeq, a predicted model, not a curated record
AUGGCAGGACAGGCUAUUGUGAAUCCGCACCAGAAAGGCGAUAUCGGCUUUGAUCAAUCGGAGUUAACUAAUUCAUCUGUUUACGCUCUCUCUCGAGUCAGUGACUCAUCUUUCAAAAUCAGUAAGAUUUUGUGGUUACUAAUUUUCAUGGCCUGCCUUUCCGGGGGCAUUUACAAAAUUCAAAAGUUUUAUUUCUUAUAUCAUCAGUAUCCAAUUGUUGUCGACUUUCGCACUUAUCAAAAGAAAAGCCUGGAAUUUCCCGCUGUGAGUAUUUGCAACUUGAAUCGAUUCAAGAGUCGUCAAAGAGAGUGCAGCACAACGCCGAUUUUCGUUCAGGACAAUGAAACAGGAACACCUCUUCUAUUUUCUGAACGAAGGAGUUUGCACUAUUGCAAUUCUGGAAACGGAGCCCAAAGUAAAGAGGACACAAAUUAUCAGAAUCUGAAAUUUAUGAAGGAAUAUUACGAGAAAGACGAGAUGACCCGUUUGAUGAUGGGCCAUUUCCCCAUGGCUAUGAUAAGACAUUGCUCGUUUAAUGGAAAGAAAUGUUCUUGGUUCGAUUUAGAUUAUAUCACGAAUUACCGCUUUGGGAAUUGUUUAUUGUUUAACAGGCAAAAUAAAGGGAAAAAAGCGUUGCGAAUUGAAGAAACUGGUGUUGGAGAGGGUUUGCUUUUAGAUUUAAACCUGCAAGCUUUCGACUACUUAAAUAUAACUGAAACUGUUGGUGCCAAAAUAAUCAUUCACGAUCCUCGCUAUAAUCCCAGUCCAGAAGAAGAAGGAUUUUAUGUUAGUCCUGGAUUUGAAACUUUGGUAUCUUUGAAACAAAAAUAUGUUUCAAGGCUGUCGACUCCUUACAGAGAUCGAUGUAUUAAUUACGAAAAACAGCCAGACUCCUCUAUGCUUAAUAAGUAUCAGUGUAUUCGAAAAUGUAUACAGGAACAAAAUUAUGCAAAAUGUGGCUGCACUGAUCAAACUUUAGAUUCAAUGAGCAACCUAAAAUCCUGUGAUAUUCUAAAUAAAACGCACGCAUGCUGCUUGGAUGCAGUUGUAGAUGGUAUGGCUCUCAGCGGCCCAACAUGUGACUGUCCAUUGCCAUGCAGGUCUGUCAUCUAUAAGGAAGAAAUAUCAAGAUCUAGAUUGCCAUUAAAGAGGAUGGAGUACUUAAUAAUGCAAGAUGGAAGCAAAUGCAGAAUUAACCAAGGAUUGCUGCGACUCAAUAUAUUUUAUUCAAGCUUAGAGCGACUCGAAUAUAAACAACGACCCAUGUGGCAAAUUGAGGAACUUUUGAGUUAUUUUGGAAAUGAACUUGGAUUAUGGCUGGGGAUGUCUUUUAUGAUAUUUUUUGAUAUGACUGAAAAACUGAUUAUUCUGGGCAGAAUAAUGUUAAAAAAUUCUGGUUGGUAA